Molecule: messenger RNA, 1194 nt
Organism: Toxotes jaculatrix (banded archerfish)
Lineage: Eukaryota; Metazoa; Chordata; Actinopteri; Toxotidae
Product: NACHT, LRR and PYD domains-containing protein 14-like
Exons: 6
Molecular function (GO): protein binding
Source: RefSeq, a predicted model, not a curated record
GAGAUCAGCUGUGCUUCUCUGGCCUCAGCUCUGAAGUCCAACCCCUCCCAUCUGAGACACCUGGACCUGAGCUACAACAAGCUGCAGGAUUCAGGAGUGAAGCUGCUGUGUGGUUUUCUGGAGAGUCCACACUGUAGACUGGAGACUCUGAGAUUGAGGUCCUGCAGUUUGUCAGAGAUCAGCUGUGCUUCUCUGGCCUCAGCUCUGAAGUCCAACCCCUCCCAUCUGAGACACCUGGACCUGAGGGACAACGAGCUGCAGGAUUCAGGAGUGAAGGAUCUGUCUGAUCUUGUGGAGAGUCCAGACUGUAGACUGCAGACUCUGAGAUUGAGGUCCUGCAGUUUGUCAGAGAUCAGCUGUGCUUCUCUGGCCUCAGCUCUGAAGUCCAACCCCUCCCAUCUGAGACACCUGGACCUGAGCUACAAUGAGCUGCAGGAUUCAGGAGUGAAGCUGCUGUGUGGUUUUCUGCAGAGUCCACACUGUAGACUGGAGACUCUGAGAUUGAGUUCCUGCAGUUUGUCAGAAAUCAGCUGUGCUUCUCUGGCCUCGGCUCUGAAGUCCAACCUCUCCCAUCUGAGACACCUGGACCUGAGUGACAACGAGCUACAGGAUUCAGGAGUGAAGCUGCUGUGUGGUUUUCUGGAGAGUCCACACUGUAGACUGGAGCUACAUCCUUACCCCACUCGUGAACAAGACCCCAAGAUACUUAAACUCCUCCACUUGAGGCAGGAACUCCUGGAGAGCCUGGAGAACCUGGAGAGGGCAAGCCACCCUUUUCCGGUUGAGAACCAUGGCCUCGGACUUGGAGGUGCUGAUUCUCAUCCCAGCCGCUUCACACUCAGCUGCAAACUGCCCCAGUAUGUGCUGAAGGUCCUGGCUUGUCGGAGCCAACAGGACAACAUCAUCCGCAAAAAGUUCAACUACCGGCCAAAUCCUCCUCUCCAGCACCCUGGCAUAGACUUUCCCAGGGAGGUUGAGGACUGUGAUCCCCCUAUAGUUGGAGCACACCCUCCAGUCCCCCUUCUUGAAAAGAGGAACCACCACCCCUGUCUGCCACUCCAGAGGUACUGUCCCCGACUGCCCUGCAACAUCCAGAUACUUGAGGUACUCAGGACGGAUCUCAUCCACCCCCGGUGCCUUGCCACUAAGGAGCUUUUUGACCACCUCAUUGACUUCAGCUUGGGUAAUGGAUGA